Drosophila takahashii is the source of this 1974-nucleotide messenger RNA. RefSeq names its product deformed wings (gene dwg). Gene Ontology annotation, biological process: regulation of gene expression. The record is from RefSeq and is a predicted model, not a curated record. Gene Ontology annotation, cellular component: nucleus. Gene Ontology annotation, molecular function: zinc ion binding. Lineage: Eukaryota; Metazoa; Arthropoda; Insecta; Diptera; Drosophilidae.
CAUCUGCCAAAAAACGCAUAAAAAGAAUUCAAUUAAAAAGGAGGCCAAACGUCACUAAAGCGGCGAUUCCGGCUCAUUCCGACGACUGAGGAUCAAGGACACGGACACGGAUACGGAGGAUGAUGAGUGGCAAGCCGGGUGGCGGGGUGGUGGUGCUCAACUGCCGGACGUGCACGCGUGCCUGCAAGCAGCACAAGCCGCUGCAGGAGGAGAUCGAGCUGGGUCCGGAGGGCAGCACCACGCUGGCCAGCAUGCUCCACUACUGCGCCGGCCUCUCCUUCGAGCCGCAGGACGGCGCCGCCAUGCCGCAGCACAUCUGCCUCAACUGCCUGCAGCUCCUGGAGCAGGCGUUCAACUUCAAGCGCAUGGUCAUCGACUCGGACGAGCUGCUCCGUUUGGGCCUGGACGAGGCGCACGGCACCAGCCACCACCAGCAGCAGCAGCAGCAGAAUCAUCAGCAGAGCCAGCAGUCCCACCAGCCGAGCCCGCAGCAACAGCAGUGCGGCGAUCCCAGCGAGGAGUACGUCAUGAUCGAGAUGCUCAACGAGGAGCAGGAUCCCGGCAAUUUAGAAGAACAGGAAGCGGAGGCGGAACGCCAUGAGCACUGCAGCCCCGACGACGAGGAGGAGUUCGUCAUCGAGGAGGUGGCCGACCACGAGGAGGAGCUGACGGAGGAGGAGCAGCAGAUGGCACAGGAGGGCGAGGGCAACCACGAGGAGCAAAUCACAAUGGAGAGUGUCCAUGAGUUUCAGCCCGCCGAGGUGGAGUAUGUGACAAUUAAGAAUGAAUUCGAGACCAUCGUCACCGAGGAGGAUGAGAUCGAGGUGAUGGACGAGUCGGGCGGCCACGAGGAGAUCCUGGAUGGCCAGAUGAUUGUGAUACCCGCGGAGGGAGCCAUGGACGAGGUGAUUGGCGAGGAGGCCCUCGAAUUGGACGAGGACGAGCGCGAGGAGCACUUGCUCGCUGAAGGCGAGGAUGUCUGCGAGGAGGAGGACUUCCUGGAGGAGUCGCUGGACUCCGCGCCACUGGCCGCCGGCGAGGCCCUUCCCCACGUCUGCUCCGUGUGCCAGAAGGCCUUCCGCCAGCAGUGCCGCCUCAACCAGCACAUGCGCUCCCAUGUGGACGAGAAGCACUACGAGUGCGAGGAGUGCGGCAAGCGGCUGAAGCACCUGCGCAACUACAAGGAGCACAUGCUCACGCACACGAAUGUCAAGCCGCACCAGUGCAACAUCUGCGGCCGCUUCUAUCGCACCACCUCGAGUCUGGCGGCCCACAAAAGGACGCAUGCCGAGGAGAAGCCCUACAAUUGCGAUCAGUGCGGCCGUGGCUAUGCGGCCUACGAUCAUCUGCGCCGCCACAAGCUCACCCACACGGGCGAGCGGCCCUAUGCGUGCGAUCUGUGCGACAAGGCGUACUACGACUCGUCCUCGCUGCGCCAGCACAAGAUCAGCCAUACCGGAGAGAAGGCCUUCACCUGCGAGAUCUGCGGCGUCGGGUUGUCCCAGAAGUCGGGCUACAAGAAGCACCUGCUCGUCCACACCGGCGCCAAGCCGCACAAGUGCCCCAUCUGCGGCCGCGCCUUCACCUUCACCAGCAACCUCAAUGCCCACGUCCGCCUGCAUUCCGGCGAAAAGCCGUUCAAGUGUGAGGUCUGCAUGAAGGCCUUCCCCACCAAGAAGCGUCUGAAUAGCCAUUUGCGGGUCCACAACAAGGAGACGCCGGUGGUGGUUGGUCAGUCGAUCGAUCAACGCCGACGAGCGGUGGUUGCUGGAGGAGGAGGAGCAGGAGGAGGCGGAGGAGCAGGAGGCAAUCACCACCUAACCGAAGUACCUGAGCAACCGGUGUCCACCUCCAAAGUGGUGGUGGUGCUUUGAGCGGAGGAGGAGCGACCCUAGAGCGUAAGACUAGCCUAAGGUUUUUACAUUAACUGUUGGGAAUCAAACACAAUAAACUUUAAUGACACUGUACCAUGUA